Molecule: messenger RNA, 1332 nt
Organism: Neopsephotus bourkii (Bourke's parrot)
Lineage: Eukaryota; Metazoa; Chordata; Aves; Psittaciformes; Psittacidae
Product: probable endopeptidase p60
Exons: 2
Coding region: 710-1300 (196 amino acids)
Source: RefSeq, a predicted model, not a curated record
AUCUCUUUUUGCCACCCAACGUGGGGUCCAAAGGGUUGAGAUAACGACAGAUCUGACAAGAGUGUGUCUAAUUGUAUUUGUGAUAAGCAUUCAUUGUUUUGGAUUAAUAGGCACUCACCACAAUGCUGAUUUAUUGGCUGUCAAAGUCGUUGCUCUUGAUCUCAGAGUUUCAGCAUGUCGUACCUUACUUACAGCCUGUAUUUGCUGUGUUAGUGUUUAUCGGCUGGGGGGCCAGGGCUAAGGUUCUUGUUUCAUUGUAAUUUAUGGUAAUGACUUGUAAUACAAUAGAAUCAUUGAUCAUGAAACUGAUCUGGCUUGCGUUCCCAGUGUAUACCUCUAUACUUUGGGGGGUAUAUAAUAGGAGUGUAUAGCAAUUACACAUCUUUUUUCCCCUCCUUGGGUGGUCAGCCUCUGAAGGAGACAAUCCCUUACCUUCCCAGCUCCCCCACCGAACUGUUUACAGCAUCAUUUGAGAGUCCUGAAGGUUUUGAAUGGCCUUUUAAUACUGUUGAGAAUUGUUUGCUGAUUGUGAUGGGGAUCACCAUGUUGGCACGCAUACAGAGGGUGUUUUACCCAUGACCAUUUCGUCUGAUCGCGAGUUAAGCAGAGUCAGGUUUGGGCCCUGUCUAGGGUUAGAUGGCGAUAUAGGAGGACCAAGAGAUUUUCCCCAAGGCUGGACAGUCAUGAGUGGCAGGAUGUGUGGGGUAGUAUGGACAAGUAUCUAGGUCAGUGGGCCACUCCAGUGCUUUGGAACUUCACCACUGAAAAAGUGCAAAAUCCAGAAAAAUUUGUAAAAUAUUUAAAUGAGGUGUGUUGUCAUCCCGGUCUUACCAGAGAGGGACAAACCAUGGCAACAUGCUGGGGCUUGGCCUAUGCUUACAGAGCCCUGUUCAACACUAUCCAGCACCUUCAAAGGGAAAAAAUUGUCUCUGGAUCUGAUGGCAAAGCAACUGACAAUGCAGCUACUCUAACUCCAAAUACAGCAGCUACACCAACCCUAGUGACAAUUACAGCAGCUACUCAAACUCCGACUGCAACAGACAGCACAGCUACUCCAGAUACACCGGCUACACCAGCCCUAGUGACAAGUACAGCAACUGCUCAAACUCUGACCUCAACAGACAGCACAGCUACUCCAGCUCCAAGCACAGCAGCUACACCAGCCCCAGCUACAAAUACUGCAGCCACUCUGACCACAGUGAUAAUCACUGCAGCUAAACCAGAGGACCAACUCAUGCCAAUAUCGGUUGCCCCUGUACGCAAGGGGAAAAAGAAAAAGGUGGCAAGAAAGAUGAAGUAAAAUGAAGAAACAAUGUACUCACUGCUGACAGC